Molecule: messenger RNA, 1605 nt
Organism: Closterium sp. Naga37s-1
Lineage: Eukaryota; Viridiplantae; Streptophyta; Zygnematophyceae; Desmidiales; Closteriaceae
Source: the annotation of a GenBank genome assembly
AUGGCGCUGCUCCUCCGGUCGUCGCGCGCGGAGCGGGUCGUGCGCGCGGGACUGGCGGCGGGAUUGCGACGAGCUUGGAGUCCCGCGCUCGGGAGUUCCGCCGUUCGAGAUGCCACUGAAAUACACGGCAGGAGCGACGCUGCUGACGUAGCCAAGCCCCGCUUGGACGUGGCGAGGGCGCGUGGUGACGUGCGCGAGUGCGAGUACGCAGUGCGAGGCGAGAUAGUCGCAAGGGCGCUCAUGCUCGAGUUUCAGCUGGUAGCGAAGCCGGGUUCACUGCCCUUUGAUGAGAUCGUCUACUGCAACAUCGGCAACCCUCAAGCUCUUGGGCAGCCACCCAUCACGUUCUACAGAGAGGUCCUGGCUCUCUGCGACCACCCUUCUCUUAUGCACGGCAAGAAUCCGGACGGCUCGUCUCCUUUCAGUGCCACGGCGAGGCAGCGAGCGCAGCAGAUGCUGGACUCCAUUCCCUGUGCUGCCACUGGCGCGUAUAGCCACAGCCAGGGGCUGCCGCUGUGCCGGCAGGUGGUGGCUGAGGGCAUUGCGAGGAGAGACGGCUAUGCUGCCUCGGCAGAUGAUAUAUUUCUCACUGACGGCGCCAGCCCUGCUGUGCAAAUGAUCCUCAAGCUUCUAGUGCGCAGCAAGGCGGACGGCGUGCUCUGUCCCAUCCCGCAGUACCCUUUAUACUCAGCCUCGCUAGCACUCAACGGAGGCACCCUAGUGCCCUACUACCUAGACGAAGGGGCGCGCUGGAGGCUCGACCCCGCCCAUCUGCAAACGGCGGUGGAGAAGGCAGGGGAGGAGGGCGUUUGUGUGCGGGCGCUCUGUGUGAUCAACCCAGGGAACCCCACCGGACAGGUGCUAGAGGAGGCGGAUCAGCAGGCAAUAGUGCGUUUCUGUGUGGACAAGGGGCUGGUGCUGAUCGCAGACGAGGUGUACCAGGAGAAUGUGUACGCACCCGACCGCAAGUUCCUGUCCUUCAAGAAGGUCGCGAGGGACAUGGGCGUUGGUGCUUCUGACCUUGCUCUCAUCUCCUGCCACUCCUCCUCCAAAGGGUUCUAUGGCGAGUGUGGCAGAAGAGGAGGCUACAUGGAGGUUACAGGUCUGCCCUCUGAGGUGCGCGAGGCCAUGUACAAGAUGGCCUCAGUGAAUCUUUGCUCCAACGUGCCAGGACAGAUCCUCAUGUCACUCAUUGCCUCGCCACCUCAGGAGGGAGACGAUGCCUUUCCUGUCUUUGCUGCAGAGAGGGAUGCCAUCCUCUCCUCACUUGCUCGUCGUGCCAAGUUGCUGGUUGAUGUGCUCAACUCACUACCAGGCAUCACCUGCAACCCCUCUGAAGGCGCCAUGUACGCCUUCCCCAGGCUGCACCUCCCCCCGCGAGCAGUGGAAGCAGCAGCAGCAGUGGGCAUGCUAGCAGACACUUUCUACGCGCGCCGAUUGCUCGACGCCACAGGGAUUGUUGUGGUACCGGGAUCAGGUUUCGGGCAGGAUCCUGGGACAUGGCACGUGCGGUUCACGAUCUUGCCAAGUGAAGAUAAGAUCUCGGGAAUGAUGGAGCGGUUUGCUGAGUUCCAUGAUAGAUUCAUGCGGGAGUUCACUGUUUGA